AUGCUGGUUCAAGAAUCAUUCUUGGAGCACCAAGGCAUGCAUGACACAACAGAUGAAUUAGAUGAGACACUUUCUUUGCGUGAUCUCCCAUUGUAUGGUGUUCAAGAGUGGGAGGAAGAUCUCUCUGCUGACUCACAAGGCUCAACCUCCAUGUCCUCGGACGACCACCACGACUACUUCGAGUUCUUCAGCCACGCCCCGUGUUUCCCACCCGAGAACAUCAUCUUCUGCGGGAAGAUCAUCCCUUACAAACAGCCACCGGAUGCAUCAGGCACUGUUCCACCCAAAGAAGUCGACACCAAACAACCAACGGAAAAGCGCAGUUGGAGCAUGUUCAGAUGGAGGGUUGGCUCCAAGAGUACAACCCAAACAUCUAAGAAAGCAUCCAAGAAAAAGCACAAGAGCAGCGAGCAGGGAAAGGAGUAUGAUUUCCCACUGCAUAAGAUGCCUAUAUUGACAUCCUCACCAUCUGGGAAAGCAAGAUGGUUCUUGUUCUUGACUGGGAUUUCAAGAGUUUCAAGUAAAAUGGAGCUGAGGGAUAUUAAGAGCAGGCAGAGCCACCGCCACAGCCCCAUCCCGACUCCAUCCCCAACGUUGAAGUUUCAAAGCCACGAAAAGAAGGUGGCCGGAGAUGCGAGCAGAGGCUCAUCAGGGCUGUGGGAGGUGGUCAGAGUACUGAGUUGUGGCGGAAACAGUGACCCCAACGCCAUGGUCGUUGGGUCGAUAAGCUGCAAUCGGAUAGAGGGAAGAUGA
Salvia splendens (bonfire salvia) is the source of this 753-nucleotide messenger RNA. RefSeq lists its product as uncharacterized. The record is from RefSeq and is a predicted model, not a curated record. Lineage: Eukaryota; Viridiplantae; Streptophyta; Magnoliopsida; Lamiales; Lamiaceae. The transcript has a single exon. The coding region runs from base 1 to 753 and encodes 250 amino acids.